Aphanomyces astaci is the source of this 210-nucleotide messenger RNA. RefSeq lists its product as hypothetical. The record is from RefSeq and is a predicted model, not a curated record. The transcript has a single exon. Bases 1 to 210 code for a protein of 69 amino acids. NCBI's taxonomy places the organism in Eukaryota, Oomycota, Saprolegniomycetes, Saprolegniales, Verrucalvaceae.
AUGACCAAGUACUUGCCCAUAUCCACCGUGGAAGAUGCCUCGUUCUGCAAGCACAUCAAACUGGAGAACACCACCACCAAAACUGUCCGUGCCACCAUGGUCGACUUUGGCUUUGCUGAUGCUGGCAAGAUCAAGAGCGAUGUGGGCUCGUGCUCGACGGCUAGAGCUCAAACAGGACGGCGUAUUGUGUGCUUGAGUCGUAUUGCAUAG